AUGCUAAGUUUUUUCAGUCAGGAUAUCAAUUUCUUCUCUAAUCUUACGUUUUCUUGCAUUUCCACCAUAUGCAAUCAGCUUUUCAUGUCCCGUUGGUGCGACGUGUUCCGCUAUUUCGGAUCUUUCAUUGUCCAUGUUUAUGCAGAAUCUUUGGUGUUACUUGAUUCGUUGGCUAAUUUUUCUUCCGGUUUCACCAAUAUACUUCUGUUCACAGUCGCCGCAUUUAAUGCUAUAGACUACCGAGCAAUCCACUUUGUCAACCACCUCGUGGUGCGUCGCAACGAUCGCGGUGCCAAUUACUGA
This is a messenger RNA of Protopolystoma xenopodis, 303 nucleotides long. Lineage: Eukaryota; Metazoa; Platyhelminthes; Monogenea; Polystomatidea; Polystomatidae. The record is from the annotation of a GenBank genome assembly.